AUGGAGUCUCCAACGACAUCACAUAUGAAUGCUGUUAAGCAGAUUCUUAGAUAUGUGAAAGGAACUCUUGAUCUUGGAAUUGUGUACAAGAAGAAUCAAGAGUGUGAGGCGCUGAUUGGGUAUAGUGACAGUGAUCUUGGAGGAGAUACAGAUGACAGGAAGAGCACAACUAGAAUUUUAUUUUUCCUUGGUGAAAGUCCAAUCACUUGGGUUUCACAAAAACAGAGAAUUGUUGCACUUUCGUCAUGCGAAGCCGAGUACAUUGCAGCAACAGGAGGUACAUGUCAAGGAAUAUGGCUUACAAAGAUAAUUGCAAGUUUAAGAGGCAAUAAUCAAGUCAAACCUAUUCUAAAGAUAGACAACAAGUCAGCAAUCUCGUUAGCCAACAAUCCAGUACAUCAUGAAAGAAGUAAACAUAUCGACACAAGGUUCCACUUCAUUCGUGAUGCUGUAAAAAAUGGACAUGUCAAGAUAGAUUACACGAGCAGUAUAUGCGGUGGCAGAUAUUCUGACUAA
This is a messenger RNA of Hevea brasiliensis (rubber tree), 516 nucleotides long. RefSeq names its product secreted RxLR effector protein 161-like. The coding region runs from base 1 to 516 and encodes 171 amino acids. The record is from RefSeq and is a predicted model, not a curated record. NCBI's taxonomy places the organism in Eukaryota, Viridiplantae, Streptophyta, Magnoliopsida, Malpighiales, Euphorbiaceae. The transcript has a single exon.